AUGAAGGCCCAUGGGCCGUCGUCAUAGAUUGCCGAAAUACCCGAUAUCUCCGGCUCUCGUCUCCGCCUCCUCGCCACCGCCGCCAUGAUACGGAGUCUGAUCAGAAAUCCGUUGCAGUUAACCGCAGUCCUGUCUCUUUCCGCCGCUGCGUCUAACGUCCGAUUAUCUCGCUGUUAUUUUCCGUUAAUCCCUACAUCUAGCUUCGUUUCUUCUCGUUCAGCUUUUGGAUACUUCUCCAGUGAUUCGGAGACUCAGUCCUCCGAGCUGACCCGGCUUCCGACUAUUCUCGAUGGGUGCGACUACGAGCACUGGCUCGUGGUUAUGGAAGCUCCUCAGAGAUACCCACUUCGAGAUGAGAUCGUUCGUGGGUAUAUCAGAACCCUGGCAAUGGUUUUAAGAAGUGAAGAAGAAGCAAAAAAAUCGAUUUACUCAGUUUCUACUAAGUACUACUAUGCAUUUGGUUGCAAAAUUGCAGAAAAUUUGGCCCACCAAAUCAAAUCCCUGCCCAAUGUGAAAUGGGUUCUGCCAGAUUCUUAUCUCUGUCAUGGUGGAAAUGGCUAUGGAGGAGAACCAUUUGUGAAUGGGGAGGUUGUUCCAUAUGAUGAAAAGUACCAUGCAGACUGGUUGCGGGAUAAAAGUGAUGAUAAGUGUAGAAACAAGACCAGCUCCAAGAAAGCUAGAAGAAAAAGAAAGAACAGAUUUUCCAAAGAUCAGGAUGUUUAAGUUUACCUCUCAGAGACAUAAGAUGUGUCGAUAGGAAAUCUUAGACCGGAUAUCAGAAUUAAAAGAAACCCUUUGUCUACCUCAAAGGCACACAGCACACAUAUUAUGCAACCGAGAAUACCAUUUGGUUCAUUUGAUUGUGGGUGCCUUCUUGGUCUGGAUAAGUCCCACUUUGGAUAUAUAAGUGGAAGGAAAGGCAGCUUUCAUUCCACUGAAUUCAGGUGAUUGAACCAGAAAAGCUUAUGGAGUGGUCUCAUAUCUGAACAAGUAUCAGACUGCUUGAUGGAAGCAGCACAUGUGAGGUGGAGGGUGCUUCUAUCAGAGAAGAAAUGUACCAUUAGUGGGUGGAGCACAAGAACUACAGGGAGCCAGAGGUUUCAAGCGUUCAACACAAUAAUCUGCAAGAGCCAGUAACAUGGUGCUUGGGAAUCCAAAUCACAUUUGUUUUUCAAGUCCACGUAUCUACAUACAUUCUUCCCACCAACAUGAUUGUGUUUCGUCAUGGUUCAUUCCUUAUUAACAGCAAAUAUUGACAGUGCCUUUUGAACUGUAUCUUAACUCCAUUCAUUACUUAUGCGUUUAUUCUAUUGAUCAAGCUUACCUCCAUUAUAGCA
This is a messenger RNA of Vitis vinifera (wine grape), 1337 nucleotides long. Its product is annotated as multiple organellar RNA editing factor 7, mitochondrial. Gene Ontology annotation, biological process: cytidine to uridine editing; mitochondrial mRNA modification. Bases 85 to 723 code for a protein of 212 amino acids. NCBI's taxonomy places the organism in Eukaryota, Viridiplantae, Streptophyta, Magnoliopsida, Vitales, Vitaceae. Gene Ontology annotation, cellular component: mitochondrion. The transcript has 4 exons. The record is from RefSeq and is a predicted model, not a curated record.